AUGGCUGAAGAAACAAAGCUGAAAGUGGUGAUGUACCCAUGGCUGGCCAUGGGCCAUCUCACCACAUUCCUUCACUUAUCCAACAAAUUAGCAGAAAGAGGCCACCAAAUCUUCUUCAUCCUCCCUACCAAAACACAGUUCAAAUUAAACCAAUUCAAUCUUCAUCCGGACCUCAUCAAAUUCGUACCGAUAACAAUCCCGAACGUCCAAGGCCUUCCCGAUGGCACCGAGACGACCUCGGACGUGCCGUUUCCCAUGUUUACGCUUCUCAGACACGCCAUGGACCUCACUCAACCCGACAUCAAAACCAUCCUACAAAAACUGAAACCCCAUUUCGUGUUCUUCGAUUUCACGCAAUGGUUGCCUGCUCUAGCUCGACGAUUGAACAUCAAAUCUGUUCUUUACUGCAUUAUAAGCCCUGCUUCUGUCGGGUAUCUUUUUCGGAAUGAUUCCGAGGCCAAAGCUUUCGUGGAGCCUCCGCCAGAUUUCCCAUCACCCAAAAUAAAGCUUUACAAACAUGAAGCCAGAAUGGUCGAAAAAAUCAACAACGAAAAAGAAUUUGGAAGCGACAUGAAGUUUGUAGAGCGGAUGAUCAUGGCUGCUAACGAGUCGGAUGCAAUAGGAUUCAAGUCCUGCCGAGAAAUGGAAGGCUCGUACGCGGAGUUUGUCCGAAAAAAGUUGAAAAAGCCAGUUCUCCUAGCCGGUCCGGUUCUGCCCGAGCCACCCACCUCAGCACUAGACGAGACAUGGGCUACUUGGCUAAGCCGAUUCAAGCCCAAGUCCGUUAUCUUCUGUGCCUUUGGCAGCGAGGCCCGACUCAGGGCAGACCAGUUCCAUGAACUGGUAUUGGGCUUAGAGGUUACGGGCAUCCCAUUUUUCGCAGCUCUAAAGCCGCCGAUUGGGGCGGAGACAGUCGAAGAGGCUCUGCCUAAUGGUUUUAUGGAGAGGAAUAAGGAAAGAGGGGUCGUGUAUGGCGGUUGGGUUCAACAGCAGUUGAUUUUAAGUCAUCCUUGCGUAGGAUGUUUCGUGACGCAUUGUGGGUGGGGUUCGCUGUCGGAGGCUAUGGUGAAUGAGUGCCAAUUGGUGCUAAUGCCGCAUGUGGGCGACCAACUUAUUAAUGCAAGAUUGAUGGCUGAGGAUUUGAGGGUUGCUGUGGAGGUCGAGAAAGGAGAAGAGGAUGGGUUGUUUACGAGGGAUGGCGUGGCCACGGCAAUCAAGUUGGUCAUGAUAGAUGAGAGUGAGAUUGGGAGAGAGAUUAAGGCGAAUCGUGCUAAACUGAGGGAUUUAAUGUUGAGGCAAGGCUUUGAGGAUUCUUAUGUUGAUGAUUUUGUUCACAGCCUGCAAUCCCUUUUGUAG
This is a messenger RNA of Striga hermonthica, 1356 nucleotides long. The record is from the annotation of a GenBank genome assembly. Lineage: Eukaryota; Viridiplantae; Streptophyta; Magnoliopsida; Lamiales; Orobanchaceae.